Scatophagus argus is the source of this 5263-nucleotide messenger RNA. Its product is annotated as trichohyalin-like. Bases 2124 to 3560 code for a protein of 478 amino acids. Gene Ontology annotation, biological process: lipoprotein metabolic process; cell death; leukocyte cell-cell adhesion. Lineage: Eukaryota; Metazoa; Chordata; Actinopteri; Scatophagidae. The transcript has 5 exons. The record is from RefSeq and is a predicted model, not a curated record. Gene Ontology annotation, molecular function: signaling receptor activity; low-density lipoprotein particle receptor activity. Gene Ontology annotation, cellular component: plasma membrane; signaling receptor complex.
ACACAUGCAAAUACACAGUUUACACCUCUGUGUAUACAUGUGAUUCAUCAUUGCUUGUUCUACAUUAUAAUAUGACUCUGCUGAAUUUAAGAUUAAUGUCUGUGUGUGCUUUUUGUCGCUGUGUGUUUAAAGACUGAUCCAGCUGAUCUGGUUGUUGCACUUUGACUGCUGAAGUUUUGAAAUCUUGACAGAAACAGCGUGAUGCAAAGUGUACAAAACUGGAGUACACACAGAAUCUUUAAAUACUUUAAUGCAGAAUUUGUGGUCAUAAGGGAAGUAAAAUAAUAGCCUGACAGGAUGCUGCUAGAACGUGUGCGUGUGUGUGUGCGGAUGCUGUUUUCAGAAGAAACUACUAUCAAAUGAAAUUUGAAAAAUAGCUGGUGCAGAUAAACCAGUCUCUGAUCUGAUAUCUGGACUGUUUUUUCCAGAAAGAUUUGGGAGUUCGGCGUACGACUUUGUCACCGUGAGGCUGAUGCAACAUUUAGCUCAUGUGUUCAGUUUUCAUCUGCCAGCCUCUGCGCAGUGAGACGUGGCCAACAUGUUGUCAGGUCUUCAAACAGCUCCGCCUGGUGGAGGGUGCGCCGCCUUUUCAUUUGACAUCAGCUAAAGUCAGUUCUAUGAGGACAAGAUACUUAAAAAGAUAAAAUUGGUAACUUAAUUUGAUGUUGAAAGUUAGUAUUGAAAGGGUUUUAGAUUUUGUGGUAAAAGUAUAAUCAUUUGUGUGUGCAAAAAAAUAUUUACUGUUCUUGAAGUAAGCAGUCAGAAAUUUGUCUGUCAGCCUCUGAUAAUGAAUAACUUUAAUAUAUUGCACCCCAGCUGGCCAGCGUCUGUCUGCUGGUGCACUGAACUGACCAGCAAGCCAUUUUAGAGCUGAUAUUUACAUUAAAAUUGUCUCAGAGGUCAGGUUCAGUGGCAGACAGCUUGUGGCGCGAUCUCACUCAAGUCCAAUAAAUUUAAAUUUAAAGUUCUAUGAAAUUUCAAUCCUCCUCUACAGUGUGUAUGUAUGUUAAUGUGCGGAACUGUUUUUGUUUUGUCAGUACCGUCUUUACGUUGUCAUCCAACUUUGACAUGAGUGCUUUUUUUGGUUGUCUGUGGUUGGUGACACAAUUGUCAGUUUGUGAUGAGCUGAUGAGCUUAUAUAUCCACACACGAACACCAGAGAGGCAGUUGGUGUUUAAAUUUUGGUUCAAGACCAAAUGGAGGUAAGACAGUAUGUCAAUUCACCAGCUGAUGGAAGAAGCAACAGACAGGAGCACAGAGACAUGUGUGGCUCAGGUCAGUAUAUCUUCUGUGUUUCUGUGUUUUUGAGUUUAUCUCCAGCUCAGUCCAGAUCAAGAUUAGAUAUUUCUUAAUGUAUUGGUUCGCAAGCUUCCUUGUUGAACUUGCGUUGCUCUUGUUCCACGUGUAAAGAUCAUCCAGCAACGGACACAUCCAGAGCACAAAUUUCCCUGCACUUAUGAGAGUCCAGACCUUUGAAUCCGUCCACUCCAAUAAGCUGACUGGAGAUGGAAACAAAGUGCUAACAGUUCAGUCUGAUUUCAGGCAAUUUCUGUGUCUUUGUGUUAUCUUUGAAAACACUUUAGGACACAUUUUAUUUCUAAUACCAUUAACAAUAAUUAUAUUGUACCGUUCAGUUCAGAUCAAUAAUUUAACCAUAAAGACGCGAGUCACAUUUUCAUUUCUUUCUGUUCGGGUUCAUCCCACAGUCCAGAAACAAGCCGGUUAGGUGAACUGUUGACUCUGAAUUGCCUGCAGGUGUAGAUAUGUGCAUGAAUGGAUGUUUGUGUCUUCUCAUAUUUGAGGUAACUGAAAAUUAAAGGGGCUUAGUAAAGCCAGAUCUUAAAAAGGACAAUAAAUAAAUAAACAACAAGCAAAGACGAAGCUGGAUUUGCUCUAAGUGCCAGAAAACACAUUGAGUCAUUAGUACAACUUCAUCUUUCUGAUAACAGAAUAAUGCUGUGUGUUCUUGUCCACAUGCAGGACGGUCAAAGAUCUUCUGUUUGAUUGGAAUCAGCUUUGUCCUGCUGUGCCUCAUACAGUUGGCCCUUAAUCUUUUUAUUUUGCCACAAACUGCCGAGUGUUCCAACAGGUCCGACGACUUCCCGACUUGUAAUUUCACUACCAUGUCAGGUGUCAUCAGAGAUCUGAUUUUAGAGAGAGAUCAGCUGCUUCAAGAGAAAAACAAUCUGAAACAAGAGAAAGACAAACUGAAACAAGAGAAAGAUCAGCUGCUCCAAGAGAAAAACAAUCUGAAACAAGAGAAAGACAAACUGAAACAAGAGAAAGUUUUACUGCUUCAAGAGGAAGAUCGACUGCGAAGAGAGAAAGAUCAGCUGAUUCAAGAGAAAAACAAACUAAAUCGGGACAAAAACAAUCUGAAAAAAGAGAAAAAUCAGCUGAUUGAAGAGAACAAAAAUCUGAAUCAAGAGAAAGAUCAACUGAUUCAAGAGAAAAACGAACUAAAUCAGGACAAAAACAAAUUAAAACAAGAGAAAGAUCAGCUGCUCCAAGAGAAAAACAAUCUGAAUCUAGAGAAAGAUCAGCUGAUUCAAGAGAAAAACAAACUAAAUCGGGACAAAAACAAUCUGAAAAAAGAGAAAAAUCAGCUGAUUGAAGAGAACAAAAAUCUGAAUCAAGAGAAAGAUCAGCUGAUUCAAGAGAAAAACGAACUAAAUCAGGUCAACAACAAUCUGAAACAAGACAAAGAUCAGCUUCUUCGAGACAAAGAUCAGCUGAUUCAAGAGAAAAACAAACUAAAUUGGGACAAAAACAAUCUGAAAAAAGAGAAAAAUCAGCUGAUUGAAGAGAACAAAAAACUGAAUCAAAAGAAGGACAAGCUGAAGCAAGAAAACCUUCUAUUGCUUCAAGAGAAAGAUCAGUUUCUUCAAGAGAAAAAUAAAAUGAAUCAAUAUAGAAAACAACUGAAGCAAGAGAAAGAUCAGCUUCUUCGAGACAAAGAUCAGCUGCUUCAAGAGAAAAACAAUCUGAAUCAAGAGAAAAAUCAGCUGAUUCAAGAGAAAAAUCAGCUGAUUCAAGAGAAAAACAAACUAAAUCAGGACAAAAACAAUCUGAAACAAGAGAAAGAUCAGCUGCUGCAGGAUAAUCACCAGCUCCAACAAGAGAAAGACCAGCUUCUUCAGUCUCAAGGACUGAACAGCAAAAGCUGUCCCCAGGGAUGGUUUCCAUACAGGUGCACCUGUUACCAGGUUUCCUCUUACACAAACAGCUGGGACUACGCCAACCGUGACUGCAAACGCAAAGGAGCUCAUUUGGUGACGUUCAGUAACAAAGAAGAGGAGACUUUUCUCCGUAAUGUGGGAGGUGCUUUCGAUGUAUGGAUGGGCGUGAGAGGGGAACGAGAGGCGGUGGGCUCGCAGUGGACGUGGACACUGAUGGAUGGUGGCGCCCUGUCUUAUACUAACUGGAAUCUGCAUCCAGAUCAGUCAAACAGUGGGUGUAUGGACAGCAUUUGUGCGUAUGUUGCCGGGGACUCAUCGUCCUUGAAGACCUGGUUCUGGAGCACCUGUGAAGAACAGCACUACUGGAUGUGUGAGAUGUAGCAGCGCACCAGCUUUAUGUUCUGUCGAUGAGACUCGUACAACAGUCACAUCUACACUCAGUCUGUCUCUCUCUCUGCUCUGUAACACACAGAUAAAUAUGUAUCACGUGCACAUACAUGUACAUUUUAUUUGCUGUAAAUGUUGACUUUAAGGGCUUGUUUAUUGUAAUGUACUUCUUGACAUUUCAUGAUUACAGUGUGCUUUUUCCUUUGUGCUUCUAAUUAUUUGCUCCUGACAUGAUUUGAACACACUGUACAUGUUUUCUGCCACAGGGAGUCUCUCAUUAAAAACAAAACAAAAGACAUAAGUAGUGUGGGAUCGUGGGAGCUGCUGAAUUCACUGUUCAGCUGACUCUCCCAGAAACUACAGUGACAGCUGAGCAAACAAAACACACCGUUAGCUUGGAUAAAAUCAGGGAUUUCUCGGGUUUGAACACUGUUGAAAACAAGAGAUGAUGUAGUUAAAGAUCUCAACAAAAUACUGCGAAUAAAAAAUGUUUAGUCAUUUUCAAUCGUUUUGCAGAAAUUCAUCAUAUUGGAAAAGAGGCUGUGACUGUUGAUGUGCCUGCAGACUGAAGAUGGCAUCAGCUGGAACAUUUGCUUACUUUUGUGCAUUACAAAUACAUACAGAAAAUGAGAACUUAAGACCAUCAGACCAUGCAAACCAGUUUAACUGCCUGUGAAAUUAAACUCUUUGGAAAUGCCUUGCAGGGUUUAAGCCAAACCUCGAGCACUCAGUUACCAUAUACAUUUCUUUGUUUCUCCUGGUUAAUUUACUCGGCCACGUGACAAUAAAUUAGGCUGUGAUCAUGAAAUAUGUUGCGUGGGUGGGGCUGAGGCGAACCAGUUGCCACCUUGCUCAGUGUAUGCUAACAUUUGCUCAAUAGCAACAAACACAUGCACUGGUAAAUUGGGGAUGACUAUGAAUAUUUUGUGUUUGUUCAAAUUGUAUUUUGUGUUUAUGUUUGUGAUGGCAGUCCAAGCACUGCUUGAUGAGAAAGUGAUAAGCUAAUGAUGUUAAAAUGAAAGAACUGAUUCAUUUUUUUAAGGCACCAGAAAACAAAAUGCAGCUGCUUGUCUCCCACUAACGCUGGUGCACUUCCAUAUGAGAUAACAACCUAUGAUUUCACGUCCUAUUGUAGUGCCCACAACUUACUAAUGUGAGAGAACAUGUUGCACACAAGCUAAUAAACCUGCAAGGGUGAAGUUGCUCAAUGAGUCAUUAUCUAGUGAGCAUUUGAGGGUCCGUUGUAAUUUUAACGCCUCCGUGUUGACUUCAGUUAGCGGUGGUGUCGGCAGCUCGUUUUAUCAGUGAUCGCUUCAGCAUGUUUUGUUUCCAGAGCUUUGUGCGAGCACACUGGCUCCUGCGAGUUCCUACUUGUUCUGUUUGUUGCCCAAAAUCCAGACACAUAAAUAACAUGAGUUUUGUACCUCUUUUCUUUGACCUGCUACAUGGUAACUGGAUGUUCAAAUCAGCAAAAUUUUAGUCUUUUGGUGGAAAGUUGUUUGCUGCAAGUGAAAAGCAUCAGCUUGGAAAAGCUAAUCAUUUUUGUAAGCUAUUGUAUGGGACUGCAGUCCAUUUGUCUUGUCAGUACUGUCUUUAUCUUGUCAUCUAAGUUUUGCAUGUACGUCUUUUUGUUGGUGUCUGUGGUUGGUGACAUAAUCCUCUCUUUUCUUGCAUCAAGUGGUAAAAAUAGGGAAUGA